Messenger RNA from Carlito syrichta (Philippine tarsier), 1172 nucleotides. RefSeq names its product coiled-coil domain containing 42 (gene CCDC42). The record is from RefSeq and is a predicted model, not a curated record. The coding region runs from base 222 to 1172 and encodes 316 amino acids. Gene Ontology annotation, biological process: spermatid development. The transcript has 7 exons. NCBI's taxonomy places the organism in Eukaryota, Metazoa, Chordata, Mammalia, Primates, Tarsiidae.
UUGCUAGGUAACGGUAUCUCUCACCACCACCCUGACUCAUUAUCCUGAACUGCUGAUCCUCUGCCUCGGGCUUUCUUCUCAAAACCCGCCCUCUUUGGGACCCUGAAAACAGGAGGAAAGGAGAAGCAAGACCCUAGCCAUCACCCUGAGCGACCUGUGUCUCUGCUACCCGCUGUUUCUCUGUGAAGAGCAGCUGCCUGGACCAUUAGGUCACUGCCAACAUGAGUCUGGGCAUCAUGGAUGAGGAAGACCUGGCCGAGUACUUCCGGCUACAGUAUGGGGAGCGGCUGUUGCAUCUGUUACAGAAGUUCCCCAAUGUUGAGGAGCAGUCCGAGUCGCCAUCCAUCCGGCUACUGGAGAAGAAAAAGGAAGCCAAGAUCAUGCAUCACGCUAUGGAGCAAAAGAAGGAGACAUUUCAGCGCAAAAUGGAAACCCUGAACCUGCGCUGGGAGGAACUGGGCAUCAAGGAAGCCCAACUGAAGGCCCACAUCCAGAAGUUUGAGCAGUUCAUCCAGGAGAAUGAUCAGAAACGCAUCCGUGCCAUGAAGAAAGCCAACAAGGAGCGCGAACUCAAGAGACAGCGCAUGCGGGAGCUGGCCAAGGCCAAGCAGGAGAUGGCGGCCCUGCGGCUAGAACACCAGCAGCUGAGCAUCAAGCUGCAGGACUACUCCAUCUUUAACAAGUACCUGGAGAAGGUGGUGGAGAACUCCGAGUUUGAGGAGAUCCAUGAGGUGAUCGCACGCUACAAGACGCUGGUGAGCAUGCACCAUGACCUCAUGCAGUCUGCACAGGAUGGCCAGGAGAAGAUAGAGCACGCCAAGGCACGGCUGGCACGCUACAUGGAGGAGAAAGAUGAUGAGAUUCUGCAGCACAACAACGAGCUGGCUCGCCUGCAGAUGCGCUUUGACCGCGCCCGCGGCGAUGUCAUCAUAUGGGAAUCUCGCUGGGCGCACAUUCAGAACACCGCCGCCAAGAAGACCCUCCUGCUUGGCACCAUUAAGAUGGCAACGCUGAACCUCUUCCAGAUCGUGAGCAAGCAGCUGAAGGAGGCAUCCAGUGUGUCACUGGAAGACACGCACAAGCAGCUGGACAUGAUCCAGCAGUUUAUCCAAGACCUGUCAGACAUCUGGAUAGAGGUAAAGAAGAAGGAACAGCAGCAAAGCCGUGUCUAA